AGAAGUUACUAUUUAUUCCUAAUUAAAUGGAGAGGAAGGUCUUUGAAGAGGAACCUCUAUUUUACUUUUUACAAAAGCUGAUAACUUUUCUGUGUUAUUAUAAAUUUACAAACUUCAGAUUGUAUUUUCUGCUGUUUUUAAAAGUAAUUCUUGAGAGAAAUGCUCCCAUUGCUUGCUGAGAAACCAGCUCUUCAGAACAAGGAGAGGUUUUUCUUCAUACUCUAAUUAAGGGUGGGACACCCACGACCAGAGCUACUUGUGGCAGGCGGUGAGGGCCUGAGAAUAGUGUGACUGGAAACAAGACUGUGGCCAGAUACCACUUCCUGGAGAGGACAGGGGGCUCAGUGAGCCUUGAACAAACCAUAGCUUUGGGUAACUGCACUGUGCCUCACUCCUCCUAAAGAUAACCACUGGCUUGGGUAUAUGUUGAACUGGACAAGGCUUACUUACUACUGCCCCUGAUUUAAAGAAAUAAUUAUCUUUUGAAUACGAUAGUCUAAUGUGUAUAAAUUAGUCAUGUCUUUUCUUUCUGCAUACCAGCCUCCCAAUUCCCUGAGCUCCUGAUUGGUCAGUAAGAGUACUUAAAAGGCCAAUUGCAGCCAGUUUAAACACUAGUUUGGAUAGCCUAAAAUAAUUUCUAGAUGAAGCACAUGGCUUCAGGAAUGACUAAGCUGUCCUGUGUCCUCUGGGUUCUGGCUCUGAGGGAAAUUGAUAAGGGACCCUAAUUCUAACCCCAACAAUCCAUGUGAGUCAGGAAAGCUCUCAUGUCCCCCUGCUAUGUACAGCCCACCGUGGAUUGCCAAAAUAAAUGUCCGUAUGCCUGCCCUUUGAUUAUGGUAUCUCCUCUGCCAAGUAUGUGCCUGCCCUUUGAAACACUCUCACUGAACCACUCCAAAUGAAUUUUGGGGCCAAAUUAAAAAACACACUUGAUACACAAAUCCAUCUCAAAAGCAGGAAAAUUAAUACAAGACAGCACUUCAAUUGUAGGACAUAACUCUAACACCUCAAGGAAGUAAAUCCUAAGGGUGAGAGCAGAACACUUAGGAGAUCAAUAUUUGGCAGAUGAUAUAGGAAGCAACUAGAACUGUUAGGUCAAGUGCAUUUGGACUUGGGACAAUAGAAGGGGAACCUUGAAGAGACGGAUGGGCAAGAUGAAUGAGAACCAAAGAAAACUACCGGUGAUUUGAAUGAGAAAAGUCCAAAGGGGCCAUUUACAGAAUACUUGUAACAUACUUUAUUAAUCUAGUAUUCCCUGACAUUUACUCUUUUUACCAAUUGUAACAGUAUUUCCUAAUUUCUUAGAAGAAUGAAAAUUCACCUAUAGUUCAACUGGGGAACUCAAAAUCCCCGAAUCCUAAAGAAUUUAUACUGACAUUGUUGGAAUAACAGUUUGCUUAACAAAGUCCAGAGUUUUCAAAGAUAGAAAAAAACUGGACUUGAUUUCUUCCAUAGUCAGUUUCUGCUACCUCAAGUCUAGAACAGGAUACACAAAUACAUAAAUCAAACAGGAAACCCUAUCUGAACAAAGUUAAAAAUACUUAAAACAUGACCCUAUCGUGAGUACCAUAAGGUACCCUUAUUGACCUGCAAGAACAACCAAUAAUUUCUAAGGCAGAGAAUGAGGUCAUUUUAAAGCAAAUUUACUAAUUGUAUUCCUCUAGGCAAACUAUUUAACCUCUUUGAGUUUCCUCCCGUGUAAAAUGGGACUCCCACCACACAUCUCUAGGGUUCUUAGGCAUAAAAUGCUCUGUCCCAUACCUGGCACAGAACUGUCACUCACUAGGCUAUGUUCUCCUCUCCUUCCUUCCAUUUGCUUUCACAAAGCCUUUCAGAACCACUUUGAGUCACUGUUUCUGCCCUUCUCUAAUUCACAGAGCAUUUGAAAUCUGUAUCACAUAUCACAUAUUAAUCUAAAUUCUUGGCUUGCUUGUGGAAUCUGUUCAAUUUCCAGAGACCCUCAAUUAGCUUGUGACUAAACAUCCUACUUCUGUGACCUCCACAUGCUGCUAGGAACAUAGUAGAAACUCCAGUAAAUAUUUGUUGAAUGAAUUACACUGUUUAACAAAAAUAGACCUAAAAACCAAAAUAGUGUAAGAACUGGCAAAACUUACACCUAUCCAGGUAUGCUUGCCCAAUAAACAACCAGUGGACUGACAACGGUUUUUAAGCAGUACUUCUGACUCUUCCUUUGUUUCAAUGGUUGAUUGACAUCUGUGGUAGCCAGUUUCCAAUAUGGCUCCCAGUGAUCAUCACCUCCUGAUAUUUACCCCUCCCACACUGAUCCAGGGCUGGCUCUGUGUGACCAAUAGAAUACUGCAAAAAUGACAGUGUUGACUUCAGAGGCUGGAUCACAAAAAGGCAUUGCAGCUAUGGGCUUGUUCUUGAAUUACUUGCUUUGAGGUGAGCCAAUCACCAUCCUGUGAGGACAGAUGGCUGUGUGACCUUGGGCAACUUAUGAGAUCUUUCUGAGUUUCAGUUUUCCUCACCUUUAAAAUGAGACAUUUCACAGGGUGUUGUGAAAACCAAAUAAGACUUGAAUGUAAGGCACAUAGCAAGAUAUCUGGCACAUAGUAAGCUCUCAUGAAAUGUGGCUAAUGAAUGAUGGUAGUGAUAGUAGAAGCUGUAGUACCAGCAAUUGAUUAGAUAGAUGUGAGAUGUGAAAGAAAGAGAAAUUAAGGAUGAUUCCUAAGUUUUUGGCUUGAAUAACUGAAGGAGUGAUGGUAUCAUUUACUGAGUUUGGAGACAAUGGAGGAAAACAAGAGUGUUCUUUCUUUCGGACCAAAGAUGCGUAUGCCUGAACAGAUAAUAUUACAACUAUUUUUCAAUCACUUAGAAAUAGCAUUCCAUUUCUGUUCUUCUCUAAAUUACUUAAAACUGUUUUUUGUUCUAUGUAAUUCCUUCCCGGAACAUGAUACAUUACUGAAGUAAAAGUGAUAAGAAUUCUAAAAGCCAAAUUACUCUGUAAUGAAUGGCCAUGAAACCCUGGAUGAGUCACUGUUCUUAAGUAAAUGGUGGCAAGGCAAAGAUGAACAGCAGCAGAACACAAUCCGGACACUUUAGGCAGAUCUCACUUUUGUUUUAGAGAGAAAUAUUAGCAAACAUCAGAGAGAAUUUAUGAAAUAAACAUGAAAUAAGGUAAGCAUCAGGGGUUUAUGAGAAAUGGCAAGGUACCUCUGUUAAUUUUAAGUGAAGAUUUACUGAUAACUAAAGUGCUCAAGUUUGAUGAAAUUAGAUUUCUGUUCUCUUUUUCAGACUCCCACUGGUUUAACUACUCAAGGAUGAGAGGGAGUGCUUGAUGCAAGUCUUCCGCCCCAGAUGUACACACUUAGCUUUCAUUUAGUUAGUAGGUCACAGGCUGAUUCGACAAUCUUGUACAAAAAAUUGGUUUCACAAUUCUAUUUUUAAAAUUUUUAUUGUUUUAGACUAGUCAUGGUUUCACAAUUCUUUAUUAAUAUAACUAUUCAUUUGAUCUGAGGCAUACUUGGCACUCCCAGGAUUUGCCAAAUCUAUUAUGAAAUGCCCCAAACAGUGUAUUAUGUUGAUAAAUGGAGGUAGUGCAGGGCAAUCAGAAACAGAGUGGGUUAACUCAUUAGUAACCAAACUGGGACCCAACCCUGGGUGCAGUCUGUGCUUACAGUGAGUUCCUCUGGGCCUCAGCUUCUUCAACUUUAAAACAAAGGGUCUCAAUCCAUAGAUGAUCAUGAAGUUCUAUUUUAGCUCUAUAAUAUUUGAUUCUAGUAAGUUAUAAGAAAACUUUGAGUUUUGUUUCUAUUUUUGAUAAAGAUGGAUUGCAAAUAAGCCAUCCACAAACAAUUUUACAGACAAAUUUGCACCAAUAUUUGUAUUGGGUUACUAACAGAGUGGCUCUUUCUAUCACUGUGUCAUAUAAAACUAGCCAUGGGGGAUUAAAUCUGUGAACUUCAGUCAAUCGUGCAAACAAAGCUUACUGGGGUGUAACUAGUUCAAGAAAUAAUCAUAAGGAAGUAUAAUAUGUAUAUUGUCCACCAACUUCCUCCCGCUACAGAAAUAGAGAAAUGAGGGUUUUUUGAGGAGGUAGUUGCCACACUGACCAUAACUAUUGAAUUUCUUCAAUACUGUUUAAUUUCCCCUUUUCCUCCCACUGUAGUUGGUGUCAUACAAGAGUCUAUUUACACUGACUAGAGAUAUUGGAAGAGCGAAGAUCAGAGAAUUUUAAGUCUGAAAUUUGGCAUCACUGCCCUGAACAAUAUAACCUUAGUUGGCAUAAACUACUCAUACAGACAAAGGCAUUAUCCAUCACAAUAAGUAACUUUUUGUCUUUAUUUCAACCGGACAAUUGUGAUUGGAAAAGGUAAGAAGCCAUCUACACUUUCCCGUUCCAUCCAAUACAUUUUUGUUACUAUUUUAUUUAAUUCAAUGCUUUAAAAAAAAAAAAAAAACUAUUCAGCUUAAAUACUGUACCAAAAAUAAUUUUAAUAUUAAAUAUCUGCAAUUCUGUUCUAGCUCCCGUGACAAAAUUCAAGAAAAUCUGACAUAAAUGAACAACAACACAACAUGUAUUCAACCAUCUAUGAUCUCUUCCAUGGCUUUACCAAUCAUUUACAUCCUCCUUUGUAUUGUUGGUGUUUUUGGAAACUCUCUCUCUCAAUGGAUAUUUUUAACAAAAAUAGGUAAAAAAACAUCAACGCACAUCUACCUGUCACACCUUGUGACUGCAAACUUACUUGUGUGCAGCGCCAUGCCUUUCAUGAGUAUCUAUUUCCUGAAAGGUUUCCAAUGGGAAUAUCAAUCUGCUCAAUGUAGAGUGGUCAAUUUUCUGGGAACUCUAUCCAUGCAUGUAAGUAUGUUUGUCAGCCUCUUAAUUUUAAGCUGGAUUGCCGUAAGCCGCUACGCUACCUUAAUGCAAAAGGAUUCCUUGCAAGAGACUACUUCGUGCUAUGAGAAAAUAUUUUAUGGCCAUUUACUGAAAAAAUUUCGCCAGCCCAACUUUGCUAGAAAACUAUGCAUUUACAUAUGGGGAGUUGUACUGGGCAUAAUUAUUCCAGUUACUAUAUACUACUCAGUCAUAGAGGCUACAGAAGGAGAAGAAAGCCUAUGCUACAAUCGGCAGAUGGAACUAGGAGCCAUGAUCUCUCAGAUUGCAGGUCUCAUUGGAACCACAUUUAUUGGAUUUUCCUUUUUAGUAGUACUAACAUCAUACUCCUCUUUUGUAAGCCAUCUGAGAAAAAUAAGAACCUGUACGUCCAUUAUGGAGAAAGAUUUGACUUACAGUUCUGUGAAAAGACAUCUUUUGGUCAUCCAGAUUCUACUAAUAGUUUGCUUCCUUCCUUAUAGUAUUUUUAAACCCAUUUUUUAUGUUCUACAUCAAAGAGAUAACUGUCAGCAACUGAAUUAUUUAAUAGAAACAAAAAACAUCCUCACCUGUCUUGCUUCGGCCAGAAGUAGCACAGACCCCAUUAUAUUUCUUUUAUUAGAUAAAACAUUCAAGAAGACAUUAUAUAAUCUCUUUACAAAGUCUAAUUCAGCACACAUGCAAUCAUAUGGUUGACUUUUGAAUGGAAAACCCCACAAUAUAGAAAAGCAUUCAUGUGACUUUAUUAGGGACACUAAACUACAUCAUUAACAUGUCACAGCUUAGUUGACAAUAAUCACCAAGAAAAUCUCUUUGGUUUUUAAAAAUAAAUAAAUAUAUAUUCAUAAAACUCAAAAAACAGUUCUACUUAUACUGAAAGUUGAGAUGGCAGAAACUUUCAGAAGCAAAAAUUAAGCAUACUGAAAGGAUCCCACUCAUAUGAAACUAACAGGCUGUUUAAACUCAACUGUGAGUGCUUCUGUUCAGAACACGUUAUUUCAUGACUAGGAUAAAGAAGCAAAUGGUUUAUGACUUGUCUGCUUUCUGGUAGUUAGAAUACAAGGGUCAAUCUAUGACCAGUGUUUAUUGGUAAUUUUAAAAUCUUUAAAAAUAAGUAGCUGGGCUCAGUGGCUCACGCCUGUAGUCCCAGCACUUUGGG
Messenger RNA from Cercocebus atys (sooty mangabey), 5990 nucleotides. It is a transcript of the gene GPR82, whose product is annotated as G protein-coupled receptor 82. The transcript has 2 exons. Gene Ontology annotation, molecular function: G protein-coupled receptor activity. The record is from RefSeq and is a predicted model, not a curated record. The coding region runs from base 4517 to 5527 and encodes 336 amino acids. Gene Ontology annotation, cellular component: membrane. NCBI's taxonomy places the organism in Eukaryota, Metazoa, Chordata, Mammalia, Primates, Cercopithecidae. Gene Ontology annotation, biological process: G protein-coupled receptor signaling pathway.